This is a messenger RNA of Mesocestoides corti, 804 nucleotides long. The record is from the annotation of a GenBank genome assembly. NCBI's taxonomy places the organism in Eukaryota, Metazoa, Platyhelminthes, Cestoda, Cyclophyllidea, Mesocestoididae.
AUGGGAGCCAAACAGGCCAAGUUAAAGUCAGAGGUCCUUGACGAGUUGACGCGUUCGACUCCGUUUAACGAAGAAGAGAUCCAUAGGUGGUAUCAUGGGUUUGUAAAGGACUGUCCUAGCGGUCAGUUGACAGUGGACGACUUUCAGCGGAUCUACAGUGCCCUCUUCAGUAAUCCCAAUGCGCUUGCCUCCAACGGUGAUUGUUAUGGAGACCCGGGUCCAUUUGCCGGUCUUGUUUUUCGUGCGUUUGAUCAAAACGGCGACGGCGUGGUCGAGUUCCGAGAUAUUAUUACAACUUUAAACAUCAUCGGAACUGGCAAUGAUGAAGAACAGAGACUGCGCUGGGCCUUCCACGUUUAUGACCUCGACGGGGACGGAUAUAUUAGUCGGGGUGAAAUGUUGCAUGUUGUAAAGGCAAGCCACUGCCGAUCGCUGGAGAUGGAUGUUUGGGUUGGUGUUGAGGCAUCAGGAGUGGAGUGGAUCUGCAACUCACAGUCCGUUCACUCAAUGCAGGCCAUCUACAAGAUGAUCGGACCCACGGUGAUAUCGCGGGUGAUGCCGGCUGACGAGUCCACGCCAGAGCAACGCACCCACCGUCUGUUUGCCCUGAUGGACAGAGACGGCGACGACCGGAUAUCCCUCGACGACUUCAUGGAAGGCGUCUACGCGGAUCCGGAGGUCCUGGCGUUUCUGCAAGCACCGACGACUACCUCGGCCUCCUGCGCCUCCGCGUCCGACGUCCAGACAUGCCAACACCAUCACCCCCAUAGCGCUGUCGAUAAUGGCCAGGUGUCUACCAGGUGA